Molecule: messenger RNA, 336 nt
Organism: Chanos chanos (milkfish)
Lineage: Eukaryota; Metazoa; Chordata; Actinopteri; Gonorynchiformes; Chanidae
Gene: mrpl53
Product: mitochondrial ribosomal protein L53
Exons: 3
Coding region: 1-324 (107 amino acids)
Cellular component (GO): mitochondrial large ribosomal subunit
Source: RefSeq, a predicted model, not a curated record
AUGGCUGCUUCCAGAGGAGGGCUGGUGUUGAAAGCUGUAAAGAAAAUUAUGAUUCAGUUUUGCCCGUUUGAAAACAACGUUCGCUCCACACGAGAUUUUCUUACCAUGGUUGGUUCUGAGAAAGCCAGAUCGACAAAUAUUAACUGUGAAGUCACAACAGAAGUGAAACACGAUAAGUCUGAACCUGUUAUAGAUAUUACCUUCAUUGAUGGAGAGAGAUUAGUGAUGAAAGGAGCCAAGCUAACCACCCAAGAAAUGCUAUCCGCUCUGCAGGCUCGCUGCUCAGCUAAAGACCCCCAGGCUAAAGCUGCGGCAAAGAAGUAGUUGGUCUUUUGA